AAAAUUUUAAACCCCACACGCUCAUUACUAAGAGCAGAGAGGUUUUUGGAUUUUUAGGUUCGAACGUUUUCUUCCAUCCCACUUCCUCAGCAGCCACACCAUCAAUGGGGAAAAACAAGAGAUCCGAUAAGAGACCCGAAUUCGACCACUCACCUGCCACCGUCUUCGUCACCAACUUGCCUUACUCUUUUACGAACUCUCAGCUUGAAGAAACAUUUAGCGAUGUUGGUCCAAUCAGGCGUUGCUUUAUGGUUACGAAAAAGGGGUCAACUGAGCAUCGUGGUAUUGCCUUCGUACAAUUUGCUGUUGCCGAAGAUGCUAACCGUGCAAUUGAGUUGAAGAAUGGUUCUUCAGUUGGAGGUCGGAAAAUUGGAGUUAAACAUGCAAUGCACCGCGCUUCAUUGGAGCAACGACGAUCAAAGGCAACCCAAGAUGAUGCAACAAAGACAAAGAAUGACAACAAUGGUCUUCUUACUUCGGCUGUAGAAGCACAUGGUUCAGACCUGCCAAAAUUAGCAAAGCCUGUGCAACCUAAAAAAGCAGCAACACUUUGUUCCGAUCUAGCUGAUAAAGAGAAUUGUUCAGAGAAGCAGAGGGUUGCUAGGACUGUUAUAUUUGGUGGUCUUCGUAAUGCUGAGAUGGCAGAAGAUGUUCACCGACGUGCAAAGGAGAUUGGCACUGUCUGUGCUGUAACUUAUCCUCUUCCAAAAGAAGAGCUUGAAGAACAUGGUCUUGCACAAGAUGGAUGCAAAAUGGAUGCUUCAGCUGUACUUUUCACAAGUGUCAAAUUGGCUCAUACCGCUGUGGCAAUGUUACACCAAAAAGAGAUACAUGGAAGCAUUGUUUGGGCACGCCAGCUUGGUGGCGAGGGCUCUAAGACUCAAAAGUGGAAGCUCAUUAUACGAAAUCUUUCUUUCAAGGCUAAAUUAAGUGAGAUAAAGGAUAUGUUUUCAGCAGCAGGGUUUGUUUGGGAUGUCUUUAUUCCACAUAAUUCUGAAACAGGGUUAUCCAAGGGUUUUGCUUUUGUCAAAUUCACAUCUAAACAGGAUGCAGAAAAUGCCAUUCAAAAGUUCAAUGGGAAGACCUUAUGUAAAAGACCCAUAGCUGUUGAUUGGGCUGUUCCGAAGAAACUUUAUGGUGCUGGUGGUAAUACUGCUGUUACUUCGGAUGAUGGGCAGCUAAAUAAAAAAGACGAGGAAAGUGAUGGUAGUAGCAUUGAUAUGGAGGAUGAAGGUGGGGAUAGUGAUAAUGAUAUUGAUGAUGGUAUUGCUUCAAAUGAUUCAAAUAAGUCAGAGAUGGAAAGGACUUCGACAGCAGUGGAUUUUGAUAAGGAAGUAGACAUUGCUAGAAAAGUGCUGAAUAACUUGGUGAUGUCCUCUUCUAAAGAUUCUCCUUCCCUUCAAGAUAAUGGUGUUCUGCCCAAGAGUGAAGACAAUACUAAUGUAGAUGAAACCAUCAAUGUGCAAAAUAAGUUACCCGUUGAAUCUGCAAUAGGAUCAGAUGUGAUUAAACCUGAAAAAUCUGGUACAAAUAAACAAAUAGAUAGUGAAGAGGAAUUGCAGAGAACAGUUUUCAUAAGCAACCUUCCGUUUGAUAUCGACAAUAAAGAAGUAAAAGAAAGGUUUUCUGGAUUUGGGGAAGUGCAAUCCUUUAUACCAGUCCUUCAUCCAGUUACCAAGCGACCGAGAGGAACUGGUUUCCUCAAGUUUAAAACAAUAGAUGCGGCUACUGCAGCAGUUUCUGCAGCAAAUGCUUCUUCUGGCUUGGGUAUUUUUCUCAAAGGUAGACAGAUCAAAGUGUUGAAAGCUUUGGAUCGGAAAUCAGCACAUGAUAAAGAAUUGGAGAAGGCUAAAGCUGAGGAACAUGACCUUCGUAACCUUUACUUGGCAAAGGAAGGCCUUAUAGUCGAGGGGACUUCAGCUGCUAAAGAUGUUUCAGCUAGCGAUAUGGAAAAACGCCAAAUGUUGCAUGAAAAAAAGAUGACCAAGCUUCAAUCUCCGAAUUUUCAUGUCUCAAAGACAAGACUUGUUAUUUAUAAUUUGCCAAAGUCCAUGACUGAAAACGAAUUGAAACAACUUUGUAUCGAUGCAGUUACCUCGCGAGCUACAAAACAAAAACCUGUGAUACGACAGAUUAAGUUCUUGAAAACUGUGAAGAAGGGAAAGAUUGUUGUUAAAAAUCAGUCACGUGGGGUUGCCUUUGUUGAGUUUACAGAACACCAGCACGCACUUGUUGCCCUAAGGGUUCUUAACAAUAACCCAGAAACUUUUGGUUCUGAGCAUCGUCCAAUAGUGGAGUUUGCUGUCGAUAAUGUGCAGACAUUGAAGCUGCGGAAAGCAAAGUUACAAGCUCAGCAGCAAGAUGCUAGUGAUAAUUUGAACGAUGCACUGCAAAAUGCUAAAGCACAUCCAUUUGACGAUCACACUAACAAAUCCAGAAAACGGAAAUCUAGAGAUGACCAAAGGGCAACGAAACAUUCAGAGUUGAAAAAGGCUGAGAUGGAAAACGUGGUUGCCACCGAAGAAGGCCAAGCUAGUAAGAAGCCAAAGCAUAAACCAACCGGUGAAAAGAGAAAACCAUCUUCGAAAGAAAAUUUUGAAGGCUCCAAUCAGAAGUUGAAAGGAUCAAGGCAUAAGCCCAAGGAUCGUAAAGGUGGCGCAAAACCUGCUAUUGGUAGUUCCGAUAAGGUUGAAACAAAUGUUAAUGAGACCAGCAAAUUAAAGUUGAAAGAGGUGAAAGCAGUUUCGCACCCAAAAGAGAGGACACGACAAGAAAAGGCAAAGCCGGAGGAAAGAGAGACAAAUUUAAAAAGGAAAAGGCCGAAAAGGAAUAAAGAUCCAUCAGGCCGAGACGUGGGAGACAAACUUGAUAUGCUAAUUGAACAAUACAGAUCUAAGUUCUCACAGCCGAGAUCCGGAACACCCGACGCGGAAAAGCAAGGUUCUAAGAAGCUUAGAAGGUGGUUUCAAGCUUAAUUCCAUUAGCAGCAGGUUAGAACCAGGUUUGUAGCAUAUCCCAUCAUACUCAUCUUUAAGGGGAAAAUAUGAGAAUAUUAGAUGAGGCACUUGAUAAUGCAAUUGCUAUAAAUUUAGUACCUCGUUGAAAGGUUUUAACAAUUUUGUGCACUCUGUAACACAAAUGUACCAAUUUCAUACUAGUCUGUUGAAUAUUCUUUACGCUAAAAA
Molecule: messenger RNA, 3185 nt
Organism: Gossypium arboreum
Lineage: Eukaryota; Viridiplantae; Streptophyta; Magnoliopsida; Malvales; Malvaceae
Exons: 18
Coding region: 105-2975 (956 amino acids)
Molecular function (GO): RNA binding
Source: RefSeq, a predicted model, not a curated record